ACUUCCGGGUUGAAUUUCGUCACUCGUCACAAUCUUGUGAUUUCAGCUGGGGUGGCUAAGUUGUGGCUACGUCUCUGUCUGUUCUGUACCCUAGUUUAUGUUUGCUUCAAUUUUGAUGAGAUUGUAGCAACAUUUAUAACUCUCGAUUUCCGACAUGCAAAGUCUAAUUAACUCAGUGAAAGGUACUGCUCUGGGAGUUGCUGAGUACCUCACCCCAGUGUUGAAGGAGUCCAAGUUCAAGGAAACAGGUGUUAUAACACCGGAAGAAUUUGUAGCCGCCGGGGAUCAUCUGGUCCACCACUGUCCAACAUGGCAGUGGGCUGUGGGGGAUGAGAGCAAAAUCAAACCAUAUCUUCCCAAAGACAAACAGUUUCUCAUUACAAGAAACGCUGAUGGGACAGUCAACGCUAUACAGGAGGACAUGGCGGACAUGUCUCUGGAUGGAAAGGAAAGUAAAGGCGCUUCCGCCGCUCCGGUGACCAGCAAUGAUGACGAUGAUGAUGACGAAGACGACGAUGAGGAAGCUGAAGAUAUGGAGGCUUUUGAAGAGAGUGGCAUGCUGGAGGAACAGGACGAGGCAACAAUGGCGGUCCCAGCGGCGAAAGAACAGCCGUCAGAGGGAGCGUCGGGGGGAGAGAGCGGCAUCAUUCAGACGCGCACGUACGACCUCAACAUCACGUACGACAAGUACUACCAGACGCCUCGGUUAUGGUUGUUCGGUUACAACGAGAACCGCACCCCCCUGUGUGUGGAGCAGAUGUACGAGGACUUCAGCCAGGACCACGCCAAGAAGACGGUCACAAUGGAGGCUCACCCAAACCUCCCGGGUCCCCCCAUGGCGUCUGUUCACCCGUGCAG
Aplysia californica (California sea hare) is the source of this 858-nucleotide messenger RNA. RefSeq names its product ubiquitin-like-conjugating enzyme ATG3. Gene Ontology annotation, cellular component: cytoplasmic ubiquitin ligase complex; cytosol. Gene Ontology annotation, molecular function: Atg8-family ligase activity. Gene Ontology annotation, biological process: autophagy of mitochondrion; nucleophagy; autophagosome assembly. The record is from RefSeq and is a predicted model, not a curated record. Lineage: Eukaryota; Metazoa; Mollusca; Gastropoda; Aplysiida; Aplysiidae.